CAGAUGCGGGCUGGGCAGUGUGCAGCUGCAGGAUCUCCGUGCAGGAUCUCUCUCUGCGCUCACAGGACCCAUCACAGCCGGUGGAGGUCGGAGCUCAUUCAAUCAAUUCAAAAGUGUUAAAGUCAGUCUACCUCCCAGAGCGACCAUGAGAGUCCUCCUCCUAAUCUGCAUGCCAGUUGUGCUGCUCGCCCAGGGCCAGUACCAGGAACAGUUUCCCUUCCUGGCGGAGGACUACGGGGUGGAGUACAUCCUAGAGUCUGAAAAUCCUGAACCUCUUCCUGAAACAUACCAGCAGCAGGUUCAAACCGAUCCCGCCGUGCUUCCACAAAGACUGGAUUCCAAUUUGGAGACGGAGCCCACAGAACCAGGCCCACUCGACUGCAGAGAGGAGCAGUAUCCCUGCACCAGACUCUACUCAGUCCACAAGCCAUGCAAGCAGUGUCUCAACAGCCUCUGCUUCUACAGUUUGAGACGAGUGUAUGUCAUCAACAAGGAGAUCUGCAUGCGCACUGUGUGUGCUCAUGAAGAGCUGCUGCGAGCGGACAUGUGUCGUGACCAGUUCUCCCGCUGUGGCGUGAUGGCGCUGAGCGGCCAGUGUGCAUCAGUAGGAGGAAGCUGCGGGAAGAGCUGUGGAGGCUGCUGAUGAUCAGGAACACUACCUGCCCAGAUACUGCCGCUCCUCUCCCCUUCCUCUCCAUCUUCUGUCCCCCACGUUUCUCCUAGCUUUGCCUCCUGACUCCUCCGUAUGACUUGUUACUCUUGUGCGAAGAAGCACUUUGAAUACUUUUGUUGUUUCUACUUUAUCUACAUUGUGCUACAUGUACAUCUGCCCAGUAGAACCUGCGUCUACGGAUAAAUAUCAAUAACACUGAUGCUCGUAUAAGUCACUGGUGCUAUAAAAACUUUUAGAGGUGCACAUUACAACAAACCCUUAUUUUCUAUUUUUGUUUUUGCAUAUUGUACCAUAAUCAUCUCAUACCUUGAGUUUGUUGAUAUGUUACUGUACUUUUGUUGAAAAGCAGUCAUUGUCAUGAUGAUCAGCCCAUCAGACAAAACGAAUCAAUAUCCAGCCAUCAAGUGUCUCUGUGUUUAAGAUCGUGAGAUAUGUGAAGAAGCAGGCGAGUGACCUCAAUUUCUGUCCUGGUGCUACACAGCAGGGUCCACUAAUGCUUCAAAAAAGGCAUCCGAAGUAUGGCCUCUGUACUACUGCUUUGUAAAACUGUCACUAUAAAGACUGAGAAAAAAAAUAAACUUUUUACUACCAAACGUCA
Messenger RNA from Cololabis saira (Pacific saury), 1271 nucleotides. It is a transcript of the gene mfap2, whose product is annotated as microfibril associated protein 2. The record is from RefSeq and is a predicted model, not a curated record. Gene Ontology annotation, cellular component: microfibril. Gene Ontology annotation, biological process: embryonic eye morphogenesis. Lineage: Eukaryota; Metazoa; Chordata; Actinopteri; Beloniformes; Belonidae. The coding region runs from base 146 to 643 and encodes 165 amino acids. The transcript has 8 exons.